AUUCACAAUAUAAUAAGAGUUCACAAUUGGGCAAAUUUCCAACGCUAAUCAAGCAUUGAAAUUUCGCGUGCAAGCCGCUUUCAAUCUCUUGGAAAAGACACCCCUCUGAGUUUUGGAAGUAAUUUGAGAUCAUAAGGAGCUCAACAACCCAAGUUGACAAAAGAUUGCAUGCUUCGAACUGCUUAUAGUGGCAAAGGUUACUGUGCCUAAGGGCGACUUCAGUGCCAAAAUGCGACUGCUUCUGUUUACGAUUGAAUCGCUGAAUGAUGAAUCAUGAUUAAUAGCCCUUACACAAAGAACAAUGGAGCCUUUGCAAUAAUUGCCUUUCUUUAUGGUUUAGAAGGUAUAUAUAAGCGCCCCGGUACGUGCCCUCAAGGAGCUAAAUGUCCGCAAAUAAUCUUCUAGAGGACAUCUUUCAAAAGAAGAAAGUAAAAAAUGAGCGUGUGUAUGUGAACGAGCUUUUAUUCUCUGCUAAAACUUUCCAUCACUGAACCAAAAGCAUGAAAAAAUGCUUGCCUAAAGUUUCGGUUUCUGACAGUAACCGAACCUCAGCUUUGCGGUUCUUGCUGGUGCAGUGCUCGACAUCUUCGGCUACGGAGUUACGUAAUUGCCUUCGCUUCGGUAUGAACAAAGAAAUAUUUUCUCAGUGUUCUAAUAUUGCUAUUUUCGAUUUUUAUAUAAAGCACCGAUUUAGGUGACUAAGUAUAGGAAUGAACCACCUGCUGAUCGAAUCGCAUUUUCCCGAGUCGAGAAGAGCAAGUUUAAAAGCGACCCCUAUAGUGUAACCUGGACAACAUUAAUAAAUAUUUAGGGUCCACCAAGGACAAAGACUAUAGCGAUUGUAAAUACAACAUUAAAAACCUCAAUUUAACACCUCUUUUAGCCGUGUAUGCGUUGUGUUAAUCGUUUGCUUGGGCAAAGGCUAAUCGUUCCUUAUUCCUAGAUGACUGACAUUUUGACUAAUCCGGGCAGGGCUACAGCGCAUGCUUUGUAUAUUUCUAAUGAUCGUCAUGACAACGCUUGCGUCGCCACAUAAUAGCCCUGGCAUGUAACUUCAAUGCUAAAUUGUAUGCGUUUGAAAAAUUCUCGCGUGGGCCGAGUCGGAUAUUGCAAUUGUACACAAAAGGCAGAAAUAUCCCGACCGCUUCCCUGUACGUGCGUAUUUUUGUUACGCUUUUACGUCGUCGUGUAUCAAGUUUCAACAUUGGUCUCAUGAUGGACGCAUUUUGUCGAUUUCCGGGUUAUAAAUUCGUUCUAUUAAAUAGUAACUAAUCUCGCGAUUAACCGAAUGAUACUAACUGAAUGAAAAUAUCUCAUAUUCACAUCCGGUUGGGGAGGACGACUGUAUCAAUAGCAUCAUUGAUAAGCAGCGAGGAUAGAAUAUGGUGUACCAGCCACUCGGUAACUGAAUGGUUUUUCGGCCAGACGGAGCUUGUGACUAUCGUUCGUCAACUUUGAUAAAUGAAAUGGUAAAUGUCUGCGAUGUGGCACACUGGUUUCGCGACGCAACCUCGGAUAGGCGCUUGGAGGCCCUAUGUCGCCUUUUAGAUUGCUGUAUGCCAUUGGAAUUACAGUUCCUCAAGACGUACUUAGACGAAUUGUUGAGACGAAAUUUUGUUGGGAAUCAGCACGUUGACUCGGCUAUGCCAGAGUUGCACGAGAUUACCGAUUCGACAUGCCGUCGACAGUUGUGCCUGAUACUAACUCGUCUCAAAACGGCGAACGUCCUGGCCGGCUGUGUUUAUAAUAUUUUGAUACAAUACAAUUUUAGCGAAUUUUUUUCGCGUGUUAUGGUUAUGGAAGAGGAGUUGGUCGAUGAGAUAUUAUUGUUAUUCACAUUGGCCGCUAACCACCCAGCGAUGUCGUUUUCCCAGCGACGUAACCUGCAUCAGCGACUCAGAGACCUACGUGAAACUAUUGAGAAAUCCUUCAAGUGUUACCACGCUACUGAUGUUUGCUUGCAACACAAUCGAGAAUAUGUAUGCAAACCUCUUGAGAAAUCAAGCACCGAAGAAUCGAUGAGCUCAAAUGAGCAACGACCAAUGACCGAAAUGCCGAGCACUGAGCCAAAUAUGCAACCUGCCGAGAACGUCGAGAAACCCGAUGUCUCUGCUACUGAGAAUACUUCUGACGUCCAUAUAAAAGACUUACGAAUUGUCCGAGUUCAACAAAGACCGUUUGACAAGAAAUAUGAAUACAUUUUUGAGGUGACGUGGUCAAAUGGAAAAUUGGUAAGAAUUCAUCGCGCUUAUGGAGAAUUAUUCGACUUUCAGUGCAAGCUUCGCCGACGUUACUCCAAAGAAAUUAGCAAAAUGACGGAAAGAAAAGUGAUUCCCUAUCUCCCAGCCCGUAGACCGAUCAAAUUCUGCAAAGGAAAUCAAAUUUUACCAGAUAUAACGCACUAUGUGAGAGAAUUUACAAAGUUGCCAGAAAAGUUGCUGCACAGCGAACCGGUGGAAAACUUCUUCAGCGAUGGAACGGAAAAGAAAAUGGACGAGAAACCACAGGCUUCCAAAACGAAACCAAACUCCACCAAUGAGAAGAUUGAUCACACAAACGUCGCGAAUAAGCAACAUACCGAUAUGUCACGUGUCGGUGUGGAUGUGAAAACGGAAAAAGGAGCUGGACCGAUAAGGAAUCAUUCACCUAAAGGAAAAUUUCCAACUUCUUGUCCCGGAAAAAAAUUCAACAACAAUGCAAGACGACCUCCUCUUAGCCCAAAGGCAAAAGAAGCCACUAAACCAAAAGCUAUCAUCCAUCAUCAGCCGAAAACCAUUUUGAAGCCACCAAACGCGUCAUCUCCUAAAUCGUCAACACACACGGGUAAUGACGAGAACAAAAAAGAUGCCCUUGCAACGCUUAAUGAAGAACAUUUAUCGACAGAAAAUUCAAAAAGAACUAUCGCCGAGAGUACGCCUCCCAAAACAGGUUGUGAUCACGAUUCCAGCAGCGAAGAUGCGUUUACAAAUUGUUCGGUAACAACAAACGAUUUACAUACGGAAAAACAUAUAGAUUCACGGACGUCAAAUGAAUGUAACGUAAUGGAAAAAACACAACAACAGUCACCUCAUCCGUCUCCUCAACAAGCGACGUCAUCCGGUGAAAUGCAGCGAUCAACUGCUUUGUCAUCGUCGCCAUUAACGAACGUGACGACAUCACCAUUAGUGAUAACCACGGCAGAAAAUAUUCUUUCUACAUAUACUUCAACGUCAUCGUCAAGAACAACGACAUCACCGUUAAAUACUUCGCCUGAAGUAUCGGUCGUCACUUCAACGCCUCCGAUUACGAUACUUACGUCAUCGGAAACCACGCCAUCGAUUGUGUCGUCUUCCACAGACACUUCACCGCCACCGAUGUCGUUAGAAUCAGCGACAAAGACACCAUCGGCUGCGCUAUUGCCAGUGACGUCAAACGUAAUGUCGUCAUUAUCGAUGCUGUCACUCACUACAUCAUUCGUUUCAAAUAUGGCGUCAUCUACAACCUCAUCGCCUUCUUCAGAUAUGAUUACGUCAUUCGUCGCACCUACUUCAACUCGUACACCACCUGAAUCACCCCUGACCGUAUCCGUCCCAGUCUCCUCGCCAUCUUUCGUUUCAACAUUUUCAACGUCUAGACAAUUAUCCAGCGAUGGUUCGUUCGCCUCGACGAGCUCUCCAAUCGUUCAAAGAACGUCUGAGGGAAGUGACUUGAAUGUUUCUUUCGAUCAACAUCAUUCCAACGGUUCAACGUGUUUAUCGUCAGGAGGAUUUAGAUCGUCCGAUCCGCAAUUAUGUACGUGUGAUCCGUUUGAUCACCAAGAUUUGCCUGAAGACCAGGGAUUUGAUCUGUGCGAUGAUGAAAUGGAAGCAGUUAAAUUAGAAAGAAAUAUGGAAAUACAGAGAUCAACGACUGCCAUUGAUCGCUCAAGGUUAACUCCAGUUUCUGUCAAGAAUGGAUACACGAGGCACCAUCACCACAAUGUAUCGCAACACGGUCUACUCAUAGUUCCUAAUGGCUAUCACCACAUACCAACAGACACUAGUCUACAUUACAAUGGUUACGGCUGCCAUCUGGCAGAACAAAAUAACGAACAAAUGUUUUACGAAGACACUUUCGUGACGGACGCUGCGAAAACGAACGAUAAAAAUUGUAACUAUAUUUUUCAAAAUGGCGGAUCCGAACAAACGCUGGAUUUCAAUUCAAACACGCCUUACCAAUGCAAGUACACGCCCCAUUUAAACGGAUUUUCAAAACUUUCCUGUUACAACUGUGGAGAACGUGGCCAUCUUGGGAAUCAGUGCACCGCACCAGAAUUAGAAGAAUCCAUAAUCUCUUGAGGGCCAGCCUCGUGCAGAACCGAAGAACUCCGAACGUGGAAAAAAGCCAAACAAAUCCGUGGAACAUCGGCGAAAACGGAGGUAAUAUUUCCAUUUUCAGUAAAUCCUAAAUGCACAAAUUUUGCCUUGAGAUUCGGUUAGGAUUAGAGUAAAUUUAGGAUUAGGGGCUGAACUCAAAUCAACUACUAAAACCUAAUCUAAUACCUAACCCCUAUACCCAACUCUAACCCUAACCUAACCUUAAAGGUAAAGUCGUGUAUUUCGGAUAUACUUAAUGUGGAAUUAUUACCGGAAAUAAAAUGGAAAACACAAAGAGGACGGUUAGAAGGUUUACUUAGGAUAAUAUCUCGUUAAAUAUCCUAAAAUUCUCGCCAGACUCAAUGCAACGUGGUUUAUAUAAACCAGGCCAAUAAUGCCGAAAUUAUUUACCGCAUUUGAAGUUUUAGAUCCAGAGUGAACCUUAGCAUUACAAAGGGAACGGAAAAGAGGACUUUUUAAACAAUGCUGAAUCGAGUAACAGACACAGUUUGGAGAAUUUUUUGUUAGAAUUUUUAAACAUUAUUUGUAGUACAGUUCAGGGAUUCAGUGGUAUGAUUGGGAAAUUAAUUGAUUAUGCCAGAGAAGGUAAAGAUAAUGGAAUCAACAUGAACAAAAUGAUAAAUCAAGCAUUUUGGCCAAGGCCUAAUUGCUUCACUGACAUGCAGUCGUUAUGAACAGCAAUCUCAAAGAAACGGGCCUCAAAUAGUGGGUUAAUCAGGUUACCUGUUAAUUAAGAAGGCCAUUGCAGCGUUUUUUCCCGCGCGAUGGAUUCAAUCCCGUAUUGGUGGGGCCUGUUUCAAUUUUAAAAUCCCUGAUAAAACGAAUGCGAAUUCUUUUGAAACAUAUUCACUCAUGCAUGGCCUAAGGUGUAAAAACAUAAGACAUAUUUGGUAGAAAUUUUUCACGCACUCUAUCGAUUUUAGAAAUAUACAAGAAACCGUCAAAAACAUUGUUAAUUUUAGCCGUAGCUGAAAUGUACGAAUUCCACAAGCUAGUUUACAAUUAUAACCGAACGUUCUCUUAAUAUAUGGCGUCGUAAUAUAGAAAAAAUCAUUUAACUUAUUUAUGUAAAUUAUGCAUUACCAUUUUAGUUCUAUAUAUAUAAGUUCGUUAGAUUGUGAAAUUGGAUCUAUAGAAAGUUUGAAUUUCAAUAUAGAAAAUUAUUUUAUU
Messenger RNA from Dendronephthya gigantea, 5525 nucleotides. Its product is annotated as zinc finger CCHC domain-containing protein 2-like. NCBI's taxonomy places the organism in Eukaryota, Metazoa, Cnidaria, Anthozoa, Malacalcyonacea, Nephtheidae. The transcript is spliced from 12 exons. Bases 1410 to 4316 code for a protein of 968 amino acids. The record is from RefSeq and is a predicted model, not a curated record. Gene Ontology annotation, molecular function: phosphatidylinositol binding; zinc ion binding; nucleic acid binding.